This is a messenger RNA of Cladophialophora psammophila CBS 110553, 2967 nucleotides long. RefSeq lists its product as uncharacterized. NCBI's taxonomy places the organism in Eukaryota, Fungi, Ascomycota, Eurotiomycetes, Chaetothyriales, Herpotrichiellaceae. The transcript is spliced from 4 exons. The record is from RefSeq and is a predicted model, not a curated record. Bases 1 to 2967 code for a protein of 988 amino acids.
AUGGCCAGGCGUGUGGCGGAGGAACUGGGCAACCUGGAUUUACUAGACGAAGCCAAAGAUGAAAUAUACGACGUUCUUUCGGAAAUCCACCGACCAAACUCGUUCGCUUGCUGCGGUGUCGCCGAAGACGCUCAAGAUCCAGGGCUCUACUUGAUUGACCAUGGUCCCAUUCGUCUGCCCCUUUCAAAAGAUGGCGCCGAAGCCAUCAUCUCAAAGUCCACGCAAAGCCCGUUCGGCAAGGGCUCAGAAACGAUUGUUGACACGUUGGUGCGGAAAUCCUGGCAACUCGACCCCUCUCAGUUCGCCAUUUGUAACUCCAAAUGGGAUCAAAUAGUUAGCGACGUGGUCGACGAGGUUCAUAGCGAGCUCUUCAUUGAAUGCGAUGUGAAGAACGUAUCGGCACAGCUGUACAAGAUGCUCUUGUACGAGGAGGGUGCCUUUUUCAAGCCUCAUAAGGACAGCGAAAAGACUCCUGGGAUGUUCGGGACGCUGGUGAUUUGCCUUCCGUCCCCCCACGAGGGUGGUGAGCUCAUUGCGACCUUCAACGGCGAGACGAAAUCGAUCCAGACUGCGCUUAACGCAGAAUUUGACAUUUCGUACGCGGCUUGGAACGCCGACGUGCUUCAUGAGGUGAAGCAUGUUGUAUCUGGGUACCGUCUUGUCCUGACCUACAAUCUCAUUCGCCUACGUGUGGACGAUGACCGACUAGACAUGUCUCACACGCCUUCCGACUACAAAGAAGACCUGGUUUCAGCGUUGACGAAGUACGAAGAUGGGUUACAGGAACCUAACUCUAAGUUUCCAAAUUUCCUGAUAUAUCGAUUGGAGCAUCAGUACACCCAAGCCAGUCUUCGCGCGGACCUGCUGAAGGGAGCAGAUCUCGGCCAAUUGCAGUUCUUGAAGCAAGUAACGGACGACCUCGGCUUUGGAGUCUAUCUUGCGAGUAUGGAGAAGGAAAUUAUAAAGUCGGAUGAGUGGGAGGACGAAUCAGAGAUCUCUCGAGACAUCUCUUUGACGUAUGUGGUUGAUUUGGACGGUACACGGAUCGACGAUCAGAGGUCAAGGUUCGGAGUCAAUGUCAAAGAGGAGAUGAUUAUCGGUUCUGAACCUUACGAUGAAGAGGAACCGGAUGCCGAGGAGCAUUCAGGAUAUACUGGUAAUGAAGGCUGUACCGCCACUUUCUGGUAUCGUGAUACGGUUGUCGUGAUUGUUCCACCAAUCAAGAAGAUCGAUUUCUUGUAUCAAUGCGACAAACGAUUCGAGCAUGUGAGUUCUUGGAUUCGGCAAUUACGUCAAGACUCCGAAACUGAUGAGGCUGUCCAACGCGACCUGAGGGACCUUUGUGACGUCGUGGUUGCAAAUAUGGAUAAAUACCGCUUCGGCUGGUUGAUGGAAUCACCUGAAGAGAAGAAGCAUAGGACCGCACUCACUAACGAAGUUCUUGCAACUGCGUUGCAGUGGGAGAGACUGGAUCUGUACGACAAGAUAGUCAAAGAGGCUUUCACGCCCGUCACUCCUGAUGUAUUUCGGUUGCUUGGUCAGACAAUGGCCCGCGCUGUCCAGCCUGAGUCUGUCAAGGAAAGGGUGAAGUACGCCAUAUGUCUGUCAAAGACACUGAACGAGAGGCAUAGUGCCUUGAUGUCACUGGUUGAUGGCAUCCAAUCUACUUCGACGCCCGAAAUUGCGGAUACCGCCGAAUUCAAAGCCUGGUCGAAGCAGAUUCUGAUUCAAUUUGCCAAGGACGCCAUGGGUGCUUUGAAGAUGUCAAAAGCUGAUGCCAUAAGUCUCGCCGAUAUCAUCACAAUAUGGGAGGGGAAGGAUAUUGAGGAGAAUGUACUACCAACUUUGCUGAUGUGCGGCACUUUCUGGAAAAUCACUUUCGCCAACAGCCUUUCGAGGGAGAUUGACAGAAUAGGAGCCAAAGAAAGGGAUUCUGCGUCUUCUAAGCUAUCUCUCGAGGCGCGUGUGCUUAUUAGCAAGAGAGUAUAUGCUGACAUCUGGGAAACAUUUGCGUUCGAGCCACUCCCAAAGACUCCUGCACCUAGCACCAAUGCGGUUCGAAGCAUCUACCAAGACCCACCUCAAGCAACAUUACCCACAUCGCCUGCGGAUCAUCUUCUUAAUGGACAUGACCUUGCAAUCUUGCUCGAACGUACGAUUUCUCUUGGCGUACUCACUGAAGCAGAGACGAAAGGCCGUCUGCGCACGACCCUUACCACCGCUGACCGCGACACUUGUGACCAUGCGCUACUGCCGUUCGUGCAAUUGGUCCUCGAGCAGCAGGUCGAGCAUAUGACGCUAGAUCGAGACAGCAAUGAAGCCUCCGAAGAGGAUAAGAAGCUCGUGACUGCCAUGCUUCUACACUUUAUCCUUGGCAGGGUUGGCACCGAGCCCAGCACCAACUUCCACUGGUCUCAGCCAAAGGGUGGCUGCCGUCCUACCUGCUCUGAUUGUUCUUGGGUCAAUGACUUCCUCGCCGAUCCCGCUCGUAGAGUUGGCCAAUUUCCCAUGGGCAAAGCUCGGCGUCAUCACGUGCAUACCUAUUACACGGACAACGCAGGUAAAAACUACACUGUGACGACUCUCCGAAACUCGAAUCCCAAUGUCUUGCAGAUUACCAAGAAAAAGAGCAAAGCUGAGACCGUGCACGACAACUGGAAGCAAAGGAAAGCAGAGGCGAAGGAGAUGAUCGCGAAGCUUGCGCGUGUCCCUUGCUUUCAUCUUUAUGUUGAAGAGACUAUGCGCGCACCGAUCCUCGCUGUCGAAGCAGCGAAGCUUGUGGCCCUGGAGAGACAACCGUUACAUGCAGCUAACUUCAAUCGCCCUCCUGCCGCUGGCUCGAAGAGAGCUGCUCCAGCCGAUUCAGACGGAGAGGAGGUCUCCAAGAUGGCGAAGACAGAUGCACAAGCUGCACGCAAAUCUGUGCGGACGAAACGGGGGCCUAUAGAGGUCAUUGACCUGACUUGA